AUGAGGCCAGAGGAGGAGCCUGGGUAUCAGACACCGCCCACCUGCGAUCUGCUCGGCCUUCUGCUGAAGAACAGACGGCCCACUGGUGCUGUCAACGAGGUUUGGCCCAACCUCUGUGUUGGAGACGCGGCCACUGCUCAGGAUAAAUCCCUGUUAGCGGAUCUGGGGAUAACACACGUGGUGAAUGCUGCUGAUGGGCCACAGCACAUUGACACAGGGCCAUGUUUCUACCAAGACACUAACAUAGUCUAUUAUGGAGUGGAGGCAGCAGACAGCAAAGAUUUUAACUUGAGCCCGUUCUUCACUGACGCUGCUGCGUUCAUCCAUAAUGCUCUGCUCCAGCAAGGUAAGGUGCUUGUCCACUGUGCCAGAGGAAUCAGCCGCUCAGCCACCCUUGUAUUAGCCUUCCUCAUGAUCAAAGAGAGGCUAACCCUUGUGGAGGCGAUCAAGGCGGUUUGCGGGCACAGAAACAUUCUCCCAAACGCCGGAUUUCUGGACCAACUCCGUCACCUGGACUCCUUGUUGGCCCUGGAGAGGAAGGAGAAGUAA
Myripristis murdjan (pinecone soldierfish) is the source of this 549-nucleotide messenger RNA. Its product is annotated as dual specificity phosphatase DUPD1-like. The record is from RefSeq and is a predicted model, not a curated record. The transcript has 3 exons. Gene Ontology annotation, molecular function: protein tyrosine/serine/threonine phosphatase activity; MAP kinase phosphatase activity. The coding region runs from base 1 to 549 and encodes 182 amino acids. NCBI's taxonomy places the organism in Eukaryota, Metazoa, Chordata, Actinopteri, Holocentriformes, Holocentridae. Gene Ontology annotation, cellular component: cytoplasm. Gene Ontology annotation, biological process: negative regulation of MAPK cascade; protein dephosphorylation.